AUGAAAGAGCAUAAAUAUUCUAUUAAUAAACUAUCAUCUUGUAAAGUAUCGAAUGAUUCAAGAUCAAAUUACCGUUUACUUAAUAUACCAUGUGGUGUUUGUGGUGAUCGUUCUACUGGAAAGCAUUAUGGAGUAUAUAGUUGUGAUGGAUGUUCUGGAUUUUUUAAAAGAAGUAUUCACAAGAAUCGUUCAUAUACAUGUAAAGCAAGUGGUAAUUUAAAAGGUAAAUGUACCAUUGAUCGUCAUCAUCGUAAUCAUUGUCGUGCAUGUCGAUUAAAUAAAUGUUUUCUAGCACAAAUGAAUGAAGAAAAAUCUAUAAAUAAAUCAAAUGAUGAUUAUCCAUUAAAUCUUUCUAUGAAUCAUAAUCAUUUAAUCACUAAUAUUAAUAUUGAUUUCAAUGAUCGAAUAAAAAAUCAAUAUCCAAUCAAUAAAUCAUUGAAAUGGAAUCCAUUAAAUAUGGUGCCAAAUGUUUUAUAUGAAAAAUAUAAUUUAAAAUUAUUGAUUAAAUUAUUAAAUCAUUUUGAUAUAAAUAAACAAACAUCGAAUGAUUUAAUCAAUAAUAAUCAUCAUCAUAAUAAAAUUAAUCAAUAUGAUUUCAAUAAUCAAUUAAAAAUAAAUCAAUAUACAAUGAAUAUUGAUCAACAAUAUCAAUAUAAAAAUAAUAUUGAUUAUUUAUUAUUAAAUAAUUGGUUAUUGACAAUCUAUCAAUCUUCUGAUAUAAACAAGAAUGGUGAAAAUCAAUUGACAACAGAUUAUUAUUUAAAUUUAUAUAAACAUUUAAAAGAAGCUCUUUUAUCGAAAGUAAACAAUCCCCUAGUGUCUGUUAAUCAAAACAAUAAUCAUUUAGAUUUAAAUACAAAUUUAUAUUUAGAGAAUAAAACAAUGAAACAUACUACUCAAAUGAAUUGGAUAGAUUUUAUAAAAUUAAAUGAAUGGAAUAAAACAGAAAUUGGUAUACAGAUUAUGAUGAAUAUGAUUAAAUGGAUAUUGAAUCAUUACCUAAUUGAUAAUAUCAAUAUAGAAGAUAAUAGAAAUAAGAUUGACUUAAGUAAUACGAAUUGGAUAUUCUUAUUCUAUAUUCAUGUAAUGGAAUAUAUCAACCAUAACUUUGAUGAUAAACAUACACUUGAAUGUCCUAGUCAUAAUGGAAAUUCGAAGCCAAAUCAUUUGAGUGAAUGUAACGAUGUAUUCAUAAAUCCUAUUCUGAGUAAUAUGCUCAAUAUUCAUGAUUCAUUGAACGUGGGUAUUUCAUUGAUUCAAUAUUUAAUUGACUUUAAUUUAAAUAAAGAAGAAAGUGAAUGUGUAAAGUUUAAAAUAUUCACCGAAAAUAAUUUAGGUCAUAUUCAACCUACAAUCAAUCAAUCAACCACAAUCUUCUCUACUCAUUUACGUUAUGAUUUAAUGAAUCAAUUCUAUGAGAAAUUAAAUCAUUUUAAUAAAAAUUGGUUAAAACAAUUAAGUAUCCAAGUAUUUUUCAAAUCUAUCAUAUUACAUAACAAUCAAAAUGAAUUCAUUUUAGAUUAUAUAUUACAAAAUUUAUUUAAUGCAAUUGCUUAUGCAAAAUAA
Schistosoma intercalatum is the source of this 1566-nucleotide messenger RNA. The record is from the annotation of a GenBank genome assembly. Lineage: Eukaryota; Metazoa; Platyhelminthes; Trematoda; Strigeidida; Schistosomatidae.